This is a messenger RNA of Gadus macrocephalus (Pacific cod), 1492 nucleotides long. Its product is annotated as claudin-11-like. Gene Ontology annotation, cellular component: plasma membrane; bicellular tight junction. Gene Ontology annotation, biological process: bicellular tight junction assembly; cell adhesion. Lineage: Eukaryota; Metazoa; Chordata; Actinopteri; Gadiformes; Gadidae. Bases 980 to 1477 code for a protein of 165 amino acids. Gene Ontology annotation, molecular function: structural molecule activity. The transcript is spliced from 2 exons. The record is from RefSeq and is a predicted model, not a curated record.
GAGCCGACUGUUCUGGGAGCCGUUGAAUCAAUGAACCGGCAAAACUGAAAGAGAAAGUAACCGAGUGACGCAGUAAACCCGCUCAGACCUGCUCCGCUCCUGGUUCCCGAUCAGACCAGGCAGUGGGCAUUUUAGGCACUGGCAGCCGCCCGGGCGCCACGAGCAGUCAAAAAUAAUAAUCAUCCGCGACGCGAAGCGGUUUUCUAUGAAGUACCAUAACAUUGUGUGGGAAAUUGGCAUAUUGGCGCCCCCUCUGGCUGAAGGCGCACCGCUGAAAAGGUGCCGUGCACGGACGGACUGAAACUCCCACUGAAGUGGCGUAGGUUCAUGAUACGUCCUCUCCUGGUCCCGUGAGGUCAUCCUUCAGAGGCUGACACGAUGCUGAGCAGCGCGGCGGUGCUAGGGUUAGGGUUAGGGUCAGGGUUAGCUUUAGGGUUAGGGUUACAUGUGUCAUCAUCAUUUACCGUGUCCAUACUUUAUAUUUCACUGACAAUACCCGUUAUGACCAGUAGAUGGAGCCAGAUCUCCUUAGAUUCAUACGUCGCCGAAAAACUGCUCUAAAAGGUUGAGAAUGAUCGGGCCCGAGGCAGGGUAAGUGCAGACCACUUUCCAGAGAGAUUGAUAGAGCGACGUCCUUCUUCUUUUGGAUAGUUAUUCCCAAGUCUCUGAUUGGCUGACGUUUCACGAAAGUAUUUACUUUCAUCAACCAAGUCCCUGAUAUAAAAGUACUGGGCCGGUGGAAUGCAGAGUUGCAGACAUCAUCCUUGAGAAAGUCACGACGAAUCUGUAACUAGAUAAUUAUUCUGUCAACUGGACACCGCGAUCAAACAGUCCUGGAUUGGAUUCUCUUGUAAAAAAAAUUUUACAUCAUUUUUUUACAACGAUUUAAUUUUUUCUCCCCUUUUCGAGGUUAGGAUUUGCGAGUCUCGUUUGUUUUUGUUCUCACUCCGUGUAUUUAGUGAACGAUCUUCUGUCAUCCAUGGCCUGUCCGCAAGUUGGCGGCUUCCUCAUGGGCUGCCUCGGGUGGCUGUGCAUCCUGGUCGCCACCUCCACCAACAACUGGGUCAUCAUGUGUAAAUACGGCAUGAACGCCUGCAAGAAGUCCGAAGAGAGCAACAUCAAGGGUCCCUGGGCGGAGUGCUCGGUGUCCUCCGCUCACUACGAGUGUCAGCCCCUCACGCAGAUCCUGGAGCUGCCAGCCUACAUCCACACCACCCGGGCUCUGAUGAUCACGGCCUCCACCCUGGCGCUGCUGGCGGUGGUGCUGCUGCUGAUGUCGCUGCCCUGCAUCAGUCUGGGCGAGCCCCCCAAGGCCAAGAGCCGCCGCGCCGUCCUGGGGGGGCUCUGCUUCCUGUUCGUGGGUAAGAGAGGACAAAGACACAACGCGACACGCACACACAGGAGGACACGCCUGCAGAGUACACACCUCGCACACACAUGGAAGGAAUACACCCACGCAAACACACGGACGCUGUGAUGGAAAAUCUACAUG